AUGUCCAGCAAUAAGGACUCCAGCAGCCAGGCAUCUGUCGGUCGCCAAUACUCGAGGAUUCUUAACAGUACGUCAACCACGAAUAUGCCCCGCGAUGACAAUGAGUCUAGUCUUACUGAUCUCUCUGAUGAAGAACUGAAGAAGUCACACCCUCGCAAGUCUCUGGCUGAUAGCAUCAUGGAGGUUGCCCUGAACAAGGACAAUGCGGACAUUUCCAGCAAUCAAGCCUCUAGCAACCGGGCUAUUCAUCAUUUCGAUCGCCAAUCCUCGAAGAUCCGUAACGGUACGCCAACCACAGAUAUGUCCUGUGAUGAUACUAAGUCUAUUCUUACUGAUCUAUCUGAUAAAGAAGCAAAGAAGCCACACCACCGCAAAUCUCUGAAUGAUAGCAUCACAAAUAAUGGCCGGAAAAAGUACGAUAUGGACAUAACCAGCAAUCAAGCCUCUAGCACUCGGGCUUUGGCCAACUCUUUUGAUGGCCAAUACUGGAAGGUCUAUAACGUAGUCAAGGCGUCACGCGAUCGCAAAUCUCUGGCUAAUAGCAUCACGGUUGAUACCUCGAACAAGGACAAUGUGGACAUGCCCAAAAUACUCAAAAAGGAAACCGGCCAGAAUCCUCAAGUUUCGAUACCCGUCAAAUCCAAGUCUACUCCUCAUUCACCUCACACGGGCAGUCCAGAUGUUCCAACUUUGACCACUUUAGAUCCCGGUAGUGGUAUCGAAUGGAUCUCGUCACGCAAGAGGAAGAGGACAUCAGAUCCCGAAGUCGAUGAACAACAUUCCAUCUGA
Penicillium waksmanii is the source of this 789-nucleotide messenger RNA. RefSeq lists its product as uncharacterized. The transcript is spliced from 2 exons. The coding region runs from base 1 to 789 and encodes 262 amino acids. The record is from RefSeq and is a predicted model, not a curated record. NCBI's taxonomy places the organism in Eukaryota, Fungi, Ascomycota, Eurotiomycetes, Eurotiales, Aspergillaceae.